AUGCUACAAAAUUUUCUUUACACAUCUAAUUUGAUAGAGGUUGAGGAAAAUGGUUGGUUUGGCACGGGAUCACCCCGUGCCGAUGAUCCUAUGGUGCAUCCAUUCAGCGUUAGUGUUCCUGACGAAGUUCUUGAGGACCUAAGAAGAAGACUCAUGAACGCUCGGGUCUCCCAUCGACAUCUCGACGAUUCCAACGAUUUUUGGUAUGGCUUCAACAGCGACGAAUUGGAAGUGUUCAGAAAGUAUUGGCUGAAUAGCUAUAAUUGGAAGAAGCACGAAAACAUCAUUAAUCAGUUCAAGCAAUUCCAAACUGAGAUAGAAGGACUAAAGAUCCAUUUUAUCAGGGAACCAGCCGCAUCGGGAUAUAAAAAAGUGGUCCCUCUGCUGAUUGUUCAUGGCUGGCCUGGAAACGUAUUUGAAUUCUACAAAAUCAUCCCGAUGCUUACUGAUCCCAAGAAACAUGGAAUUGACUCUGAGAUCGCUUUUGAAGUGAUUGCUCCUUCGAUUCCUGGUUAUGGAUGGUCAGAUCAACCUAAGAAAACUGGAUUCAGCCAACUAGCUUGUGCACGAGUAUUCCGCAAAUUGAUGGAUAGACUUGGAAUCAAGAAAUAUUACCUUCAAGGAGGAGAU
Molecule: messenger RNA, 630 nt
Organism: Cylicostephanus goldi
Lineage: Eukaryota; Metazoa; Nematoda; Chromadorea; Rhabditida; Strongylidae
Source: the annotation of a GenBank genome assembly